Molecule: messenger RNA, 234 nt
Organism: Fibroporia radiculosa
Lineage: Eukaryota; Fungi; Basidiomycota; Agaricomycetes; Polyporales; Fibroporiaceae
Exons: 2
Coding region: 1-234 (77 amino acids)
Source: RefSeq, a predicted model, not a curated record
AUGCUCCCAGAUAAGAUUAGUGGUGGUAUGGGGGAGGGGGUGCUGGGCAGUGGUGGCGAUGUUGAAUGCCCACUGGUGUUCUCAUUCCAGAUGCCAGAUUGUAAGACGAAGGGUGAGGGCGAUAAUGAGGGCGAGGGCGAGGAUGGCAAGGAGGGUGAUGAGAAAUUCCAGGAAAUAAAUUUGCCACAACCAGACAAGCAUGGCUUGAAAUACUUCAAAGCACCACUGGCUUGA